Molecule: messenger RNA, 1380 nt
Organism: Theobroma cacao (cacao)
Lineage: Eukaryota; Viridiplantae; Streptophyta; Magnoliopsida; Malvales; Malvaceae
Product: BTB/POZ domain-containing protein
Molecular function (GO): protein binding
Source: RefSeq, a predicted model, not a curated record
GGCGUCAAACAAACGUAGUCUGUACCCCUACGCUACUACUAAAACAAGCUACGAAGAUAGCUCUCAGCUCUUCCUAGGCAUAAACCAAAGGAAAUUCAAAAAAAGAAAAAGAAAAAGACAAAAUGGGUGAUUCAAAGGUAGAAACGAUCUCCAGAUUAGCUCAAUGGAGGAUCGACAACUUUGGUCCUUGUUCUCACAAGAAAUCCGACCCUUUCAAGGUCGGUCUUUGGAACUGGCACUUGUCUAUAGAGAAGAAUCGGUUUUUCUAUAUUCGUUUGUUUCCUGAGCCAUCUCGUGUGUCCAAGGAGCAGCCUCCUUUCGCGAAAUUUUUUUUUCGGGUCUCAAAUGCUGGUGCUAAUCGUAAACUUCAUAUCUCCCCACUUUUUGAGAGACCACUGCGAACAUGUGAUGACUUUGUUUGGCCUGUUGAUUCUACUUUCCAUGGGCGCUUCAUUAUUGAUGUUGAGUUCCUGGACCUGAGGAUCUACCCUAUGAAUGGUGGUGAAUCCAUUUCCAUAUGGCCCAUUGAAGGAGCAAUGCAGUCUGUGUCAACUCAAAGCACCCUGCACUGCCUUGCUCGCAUGCUUGAUGAGGGUAUUCAUGCAGAUGUUACUAUCAAUACUGCUGAUGGUACUUUAAGAGCUCACAAGGCAAUUCUAUCUGCAAGUUCACCUGUUUUCGAGAGCAUGUUCCAUCAUAACCUUAAGGAAAAGGAGUCAUCCACAAUCCUUAUAGAGGACAUGUCACUGGAAUCUUGCAUGGCCUUUCUCAGUUACUUGUAUGGAACGAUAAAGCAAGAGGUCUUUUGGAAGCAUCGACUGGCACUACUGGGAGCGGCAAAUAAAUAUGACAUUGUAGAUCUAAAAGAUGCUUGUGAAGAAAGCCUCUUAGAAGACAUCAAUUCACAGAAUGUCCUUGAGAGGUUGCAGGAGUCUUGGCUUUACCAAUUGAACAAGCUGAAGAAAGGGUGCAUGAUGUACUUGUUUGAUUUUGGCAAGAUAUAUGAUGUUAGAGAUGAAAUCAAUAACCUUUUCAGGCAGGCAGAUAGAGAACUGAUGCUGGAGAUGUUUCAAGAAGUGCUCACAGUUUGGAAACCAAUAUGACUUUCCUUGAGAGUUGUUCCCUUUCUGCUGCCGGUGAGCAGACAAAUAUGUGGGAGUCCUUACAGUAUAGUUAGUUGUAUAAUAAUACUCAAUGAAAUCACAAUUUUUUCUGUUUUCUUUUUUCUUUCUUUUUUUCUCUUGUAAUAUGCAUAUAUAGGGAUGCUAAGGUCUUUUUCAUGUGCCAGGAAUCAAUUGCUUGAGGUGUGUGUGGCAUUGUAUAGUAACUGAUGUAAAAACUUCGGCUUUUAAGGAAUGUAAGCUUGGGUUGUUGGGAGUA